Messenger RNA from Thermochaetoides thermophila DSM 1495, 594 nucleotides. RefSeq lists its product as uncharacterized. Bases 1 to 594 code for a protein of 197 amino acids. The record is from RefSeq and is a predicted model, not a curated record. The transcript has 3 exons. Lineage: Eukaryota; Fungi; Ascomycota; Sordariomycetes; Sordariales; Chaetomiaceae.
AUGCCAAUGCCAAACGCACAACCGCAUCCGGUGAGCGCACUUUGCACGAUGGCGCAGCAGCAAAGAUGCAUCCGUGAUCCGUCGACGCUCAUCACCAUCACGGGCGUUCGCUGCGAACAGGGGAUUCCGACGAAAAAGAUCAGGGCGCCGCCCUGGCUCCCGGGACCCGGCCAGGUUCGGCAACAAGGCAAGGCUGCUGCUGCUGCUGCUGCUGCUGGCUGCGUUCUGCUGGUGUCUGCAGCAACAUGCGUCCCUCGCCCAGCCGUCACGGUGGAUUUGAUGAGACUCGAUUUCGUGCGUUUCGCGACGCGUGAUGGUGCCUUGGCUUUGGCAGGCCCGACAUCAGCGAUUGAUUUGAUUUGGACACCCCUCUGUGGGCUCUUCGUCAGCGCUGCUGGACUACCAGCCAACUUUUGCCGGCUCGCCGCCGCGGAUAGUGAGGUCAUCGGUAGGCGGGGCCCCGCCGUUGCCCAGACCCAGCACCAUGCCCAGGUGUUGACCGCGAUGGACACCGCCGUCGUCCACAGCCCUGCAUUGCUGGGGGGCUUCCAGGUGGAUUUUGAGCCCUUCAAGUGGCGGAAUCGCGCUGCUUAA